Molecule: messenger RNA, 862 nt
Organism: Pocillopora verrucosa
Lineage: Eukaryota; Metazoa; Cnidaria; Anthozoa; Scleractinia; Pocilloporidae
Source: RefSeq, a predicted model, not a curated record
AUGAGAGGCGUUCAACAAGGAGUAGAUUUCUAUCCUUCAGGUUCUGCUCUACUUUUUCUGGCACUCUCUGUGACUUAUCAAAUUCUACCAUCAACGCGGGCAUUCCCAAUAGAUUGCCAAAAGAACACUGCAGUCUGUUUAGAAAAAAUAACGAAGGACGUCACUCAAGUUCAGGAGAACAAAACAUUGGCGAAAUCUAAGAACUGUGUUGAGCUCUACUAUUCCGGUCAAAGGAUCAGCGGUGUUUACACAAUCGACCCAGAUGGCUCAGGUGCCUUUAAUGUCUAUUGUGACCAAACUACUUCCGGUGGGGGAUGGACAGUCUUUCAGAAGAGAAUGGAUGGCUCCGUUGAUUUUAACCGCACCUGGAAUAACUACAAAUAUGGCUUCGGUAACUUGCUCGGUGAAUUUUGGCUCGGACUGGACAAGAUAAACCGUCUGACACAAAACAAAACAAAGAACAUGCUUCGAAUAGAUCUGGGGGUAACUACGCGCCAAACUGUUCACGCUGAGUAUGAAUGGUUUGGGAUUGAGAAUGCGACGGCUGACUACCGCCUGUACAUUGGCAAUAUGACAAAUUCAACUGUUUCCUCUGACUCCCUCAAUCCUCACAAAGAUCUCAUUUUUGGUACCUGGGAUAGAGAUCCUGCCCAUUGUGCUCAAAAAAGAGGCGGAGGCUGGUGGUAUGGCAACAGUAGUGCUUGUGCUGUUUGGUCGAAUCUCAACGGAAUUUAUCCGCAUUGUCGAAAGGAAACCUGGGCCGAUAUCCAUUGGGGAAAAUUAGAUCCAAACAGUCCCGCGGGUAGCGCCCCCAUAUCAACUGAAAUGAAAAUUAGACCAGUGGAUCUUUUUUAAAAUUUUC